Branchiostoma floridae (Florida lancelet) is the source of this 1706-nucleotide messenger RNA. RefSeq names its product WD repeat-containing protein 89-like. The record is from RefSeq and is a predicted model, not a curated record. The coding region runs from base 188 to 1429 and encodes 413 amino acids. Gene Ontology annotation, molecular function: protein binding. The transcript has 15 exons. NCBI's taxonomy places the organism in Eukaryota, Metazoa, Chordata, Leptocardii, Amphioxiformes, Branchiostomatidae.
UGCACCCCAUUUCUGAAGCGUCCCAUCCAAGAUGGCUGCCUACAUGUGAAGUUUCACGCCACCUUUUCAUUUUGUGGACGAAUGUACCGCUUUCUGGCUAAGAUCUUUCCAGAAAACGUAUUGAAACGGUUCAUCAGCUACUCUACUCUACUCUACUCUACUCUACUCUACUCUAUAGUAGAGAAACAUGCCAAAACACAAACCAGAGAGGAAGCCGAAACCUCAGGCUGAAGAGGAUUCCGGUGGUGCAGGUACCACCAAUGCAGCAUACAUCUCUGACAUAGCUGGGCAGGCCAGAUCUGAUCCAGGUGCAGAGGACAGUCUACUGGCAGCAAUGGGAUCCAAUAACUCAGUCCAGGUGUACCAGGCAACAACACUGGCACUGAGGCACAGACUGGAAGGUCACACUGAUAUAGUGUCAGGGGUCAAGUUUGCACACACCACUCCCAGCAUGCUCUACUCCUCAUCAUUAGAUGGUACCAUCAGGUGUUGUGACUUAAGAGUCAGCAAUAAAAAGCCAACCCUGAUACUAAAAGGGUAUGAAGGGGACCAAUUUACCAGUUUGGAUGUUAACUGUGAUGACACAGUGGUCUGUGGAGGCUGUCAGAAGAGGAUGCCUGACACAAAUGUGACUCUCUGGGACAGCAGGACAGGACAGAUUGUGCACACCUACCCAGACUCCCACAGUGAUGACAUCACACAGGUGAAGUUCCAUCCCAGCAUACCUCACAGGUUGGCCUCAGGGUCCACAGAUGGGCUGAUCAGCAUAUUUGAUGUCAGGCAGAGUGAUGAGGAUGAUGCAGUAGAGAAUGUGCUCAACACAGAGUCUUCUGUGAGCAGGAUAGGAUGGUACGGCCCUAACUCAGACAAGUUGUACUGUGUGACGCAUGUGGAGACUCUGCAGCUGUGGGACACAGAUGAGGCAGACCAGAUUGGCAAUUUUGAGGACAUCAAAGACUACUCUCCAAAAGAGUUGGACCAUCAUGCACCUGUGGCCACCGUCAAACACAUGAAGGACAAGGAGGUUUCCAUGGAGACGGAUGAUGUCACCAGGAAAAGUGGCACUUUGGGGGCAGUAGACUACCUGGUGGACUGUUUCUGGGAUGCCCAACAGAAGAAACUCUUAUUAGCAGGUGGCUUACACAGCGGUAGACUUAAUGUAUACAAAGUGAAGAGGAAAAAGAAGACUCUGAAGCCACUGUACAGCCUGGGAGAUGGGCACCUGUCAACUAUAAGGUGUCUUCACUGGCAAGACAAGACGGAGUCUCUAGUGACAGGAGCGGAGGAUGGUUUGCUGUGCCUGUGGAAACCUGGGGUUGACUUGGAGAAGGAAACAAAGGACCUGUCCCUAACAAGCCAGGCUGUAUCCAGAAAGGCUUCUUCAUCUGUGCGGACCAGACUCAGACUUCACACGAAGAAGCCCUACUAGUGAAGACAGAAGACAAGAUGCCUGCCUGUGCUGUCUGUACUGUAUACUGCACCCUCUGACAUCGCAAGGAAGGAAUUUCAUCAAAUAGCAAAGAAAAACCUUCUGGACUUACAGGAUUACUUAAUUCAGAAUCUCUAUGCAUCCAGGUGAUCAUGAAAGUAUGUUAAAUUUGUUUUAAAACAAUGUCCUUUGAGAGACAAAGCUGAUUGAAAUAUUCCUCCUAGAGAAUGAAAGUAGCCUAUACUGCCACAAUUGAAAUAAAUAGCAAUUGUAAACA